CGUCACCCCCCCCCCCAGGAAGGAACAAGAGUGCGCAACGUAUGCCCCGCGCCCCCUCCUCGUCUCCCCUAGCACCUGUCGUCGCCCGCUCUCGCACCUCGUAACCCUAGAAUCCCCAGCUCCGGAGCAAUCGAUCCUCACGGCGGCUCCUGUCCAACGACCUGGGUGGCGGCCAUGUAUGUCCAUCUCUCAUUCGGCUUCCUCUUCCCCUCGUCGUGGGAGAUCGUGGUCACCGUCUCCGCGGCGCUACUCGUGAUCGUGUUCUACUCCCUCUGGGGAAAUUUCCCCUCCGGCGGCAACGGAGGCGAGGACGAGAUGCCACUUGGCGGGGACGACCCCCCGUUGGCCGCCAGAGAGCUUCUGCUACGUCAAUCGGUUGUUAAGGACAAGAUGAGCCAUAUUAAAGUUGAUACUCAAGGUACUCCUGCGUAUGUAGUCAAGCUAGAGCUAUUGGCUGCAAAAAACUUAGUUGGUGCUAACUUGAACGGGACAUCUGAUCCUUAUGCAAUAAUUACAUGUGGUGAACAAAAGCGAUUUAGCUCCAUGGUUCCUGGCUCAAGAAAUCCAAUAUGGGGGGAGGAAUUUAAUUUUUUUGCUGAUAUACUUCCUGUUCAGAUUAUUGUAACAAUAUAUGACUGGGAUAUAAUAUGGAAAAGCACUGUUCUUGGAUCUGUUACUGUUCCAGUUGAAAGUGAAGGUCAAACUGGAGCGCUUUGGUACACUUUAGAUAGUACAUCAGGACAGGUCUGUCUUCAUAUUAAAACAACAAAGCUACAAGCAAGUUUUGCCAGAGCUUUGAAUGGCUAUGCUGGAGCUGAUGCUCGAAGAAGAUUGUCUUUGGAUCAACAAGUCCCUACCUUAGUCCAUCAAAAACCAGGGCCUCUGCAGACCAUAUUUGAACUUCCUCCUGAUGAGGUUGCUGACCAUAGUUAUUCAUGUGCUCUUGAAAGAUCUUUUCUGUACCAUGGACGUAUGUAUGUGUCUGCAUGGCACAUCUGCUUCCACUCCAAUGUAUUUUCUAAGCAAAUAAAGGUGGUUAUUUCUUUUGGAGACAUUGCUGAGAUACGAAGAAGCCAGCAUGCAGUUAUCAACCCUGCAAUUACAAUAAUUCUUCGAAUGGGAGCUGGUGGACAUGGUGUGCCUCCUUUAGGAAGUCCAGAUGGGAGAGUCAGAUACAAGUUUGCAUCAUUUUGGAACAGAAAUCAUACUUUAAGAGCUUUGCAACGGACAGAUAAGAACUUUCAUGCAUCAAUAGAAGCUGAGAAGAAGGAACGUGCACACAGCAGCUCUGUGAGAGAUAGUGGGAGACAAAUAGAAGUUCCAAAUGAGAGUGUUGUCGAGACUGGAAAGUUCCAAGCUUUUAUAAACGAAGAAGUUCUAGUUGGCAUAGUCAAUGAAAAUUUCCCCUGCACAGCAGAGGAGUUCUUUUCUGAAUUGUUGAAUGAUGACUCAAAGUUUAUUGCUGAAUAUCGUUCAGCAAGAAAAGAUACCAAUCUGAGUUUGGGCAAGUGGCAUGUUGCUGAUGAAUAUGAUGGUCAAGUCAGAGAAAUAACCUUCAGAUCAUUGUGCCAUAGCCCCAUGUGUCCUCCAGACACCGCCAUGACAGAGUUACAGCAUGUUGUUCUGUCCCCUGAUAAGAGAACACUGGUCUUUGAGACUGUGCAACAGGUGCAUGAUAUUCUAUUUGGUUCUAACUUUGAGGUACAUUGUAGGUGGUCAAUGAAUACAAUCUCAGACUCUUCCUGUACUAUUGAUAUCCGAGUUGGUGCACAUUUCAAGAAGUGGUGCAUCAUGCAGUCUAAGAUAAAAGCUGGAGCUGUUGAAGAGUACAAGAAAGAGGUGGCACAAAUGUUAGAGAUUGCACGCUCAUAUCUUGGCAAGGCAGGUUCCAGCCAGGAAAAGGUCGAGGCAUCAGAAACUCCAUUAGCUCUCAGUUAGUCGAAAGUAAUGGGUCAGAUAACAGGUCUGCCUACUUACAGAAAAUUGCGCCUCUCAGCGGGUUCCAUUCUUUGUCAUUGUAACUGUAACAUGCACAGGAAUCUAUGCUUUUUGUUCAUGCCACCCUUCAUGCAAGUGAAAUAGUGGUGUCUUCUUUUAUACAGAUAUGAGCAAACUUUUGUAUAAUGUUGAUUUAUUAUCAAAUACAGAGGACUCUUUUUCUUUUCAUUUUU
Molecule: messenger RNA, 2171 nt
Organism: Musa acuminata subsp. malaccensis (wild Malaysian banana)
Lineage: Eukaryota; Viridiplantae; Streptophyta; Magnoliopsida; Zingiberales; Musaceae
Source: RefSeq, a predicted model, not a curated record